Messenger RNA from Vitis vinifera (wine grape), 969 nucleotides. RefSeq lists its product as uncharacterized. The record is from RefSeq and is a predicted model, not a curated record. Lineage: Eukaryota; Viridiplantae; Streptophyta; Magnoliopsida; Vitales; Vitaceae. Bases 1 to 969 code for a protein of 322 amino acids. The transcript has a single exon.
AUGGAGGUCCCAAACCGUGAAUUUACUGUAAAAUUGGAUAGUUUUGAUAUUCCUUUCGUUGUGUCCUAUUUCCUUCACCAGCCAGAGUUGGAGAAAGAACAAGAGCUUGAAGGUCUGCUAAAGGACUUAGCCAACUGCAAGGUGCAACUGGAGGCAAAGGACUCUGCCCACAUGCAAGCCCUUCUUAAGCUGGAUCACUAUCGGAAAGCAGCAGAUGAGCUUUCCACCUUGCUGAAGAGCUCCGAGGUUGAGAGAGAUAAAUACAUAAAUGAAUGCAUAGAAUCUAGAACCCGGAUAGAUGAACUUGAAACCAAGAUGAAGGAGAUGGCUGAUCAAUUGUUGGAAACUGCAAAGGUUCGAGAGCAGCUUUCACAUGUUUUAAGCGAGUUGAAAAGUGCACAAGAAGAGUUACUUCGUGUGGAAACAGAACUUGCUGAUGCUAGAGCAUCUGAAUUCAAGGCUAUGACGCAAGCAGAGCUGAUGCAAACUGCUGUCAACAUGGAAAGAGGCAAGACAGCUGAGCUUCUAAAGCAUGUAUCAGAGCUCAAUGAAGCUAUUCUUCAUUCAAAGCUGGAUGCUAUUGAAGCAGAGAAAGAGAACUCUGCAGUUCUAUCUGAGAAAAAGGCAGAGUUACAGUUAGUGACAGCAACUUUGGCUCAAGCACAGGAACAACUAGAAGAGUUGAGGAAACAAACAGAGAUAGUGCAGUUUCUGGAAAAUGAGCUCCUGGCUAAAUCGGUAUUUAUUGAAACCCUGCAAUUUGAACUUAAAGAAGCCAAUGAACUUCACAGUUUAUCUGCAAAAGCUGCUUCUGAAGCUAUUAACAAUUUAAACCAGCUAAAAUCAGAUUUUGAAAGGCAGGAAAGAGAGAACUCAGAACAAGCAGUAUCCAUUAACUCACUGGAAAUGGAGCUUAAUCAGUUGAAAAUAAAGCUUAAGAAUGCAAAUGGUAGGCCGUUUAAAGUGUGA